Molecule: messenger RNA, 6728 nt
Organism: Brienomyrus brachyistius
Lineage: Eukaryota; Metazoa; Chordata; Actinopteri; Osteoglossiformes; Mormyridae
Product: cytoskeleton-associated protein 5-like
Exons: 46
Coding region: 185-6340 (2051 amino acids)
Biological process (GO): mitotic spindle organization; centrosome duplication; establishment or maintenance of microtubule cytoskeleton polarity
Cellular component (GO): kinetochore; centrosome; microtubule plus-end
Molecular function (GO): microtubule plus end polymerase activity; microtubule plus-end binding
Source: RefSeq, a predicted model, not a curated record
GAACCCUACUAUUUUCAAACGAAACGGAUUGUCAAAUUGGUUUAGGUGGGAUAACGCACUGGAGAAUAUACAGGAAAGCGCACUAUAUAUAUAUUUCUUUUUUUAGGAACUGGGAAAAAUAUCUCGUUUUAUAAGUUGUGGAGUUGUUUAAGUUAAAUAUUUAGUCGGAUUGACAUCGGGCACCAUGGGGGAUGACAGUGAAUGGAUGAAGUUGCCCAUUGAUCAGAGAUGUGAGCACAAGGUAUGGAAAGCCAGGUUAAAUGGGUAUGAGGAGGCCCUGAAGCUGUUCCAGAGGAUAGAGGAUGAGAAGAGUCCUGAAUGGAGCAAAUAUCUUGGACUGAUAAAGAAGUUUGUGACAGACUCAAAUGCUGUGGCACAAUUGAAGGGCCUGGAAGCUGCAGUCGCUUAUGUUGAAAAUGCUCAUGUUGCUGGAAAGACAACUGGUGAUGUGGUCUCUGGAGUGGUCAGUAAAGUGUUCAAUCAGCCAAAGGCUCGAGCCAAAGAGCUGGGAAUGGAUAUCUGCCUAAUGUACAUAGAGAUAGAGAAGGCAGAUAUGGUCCAGGAGGAGUUGGUCAAAGGGCUGGAUAAUAAAAACCCCAAGAUUGUUGUAGCAUGCAUUGAAACCAUACGGAAAGCACUUUGUGAAUUUGGUUCCAAGAUUGUUACACUCAAGCCAAUUGUGAAGAUAUUGCCAAAAUUGUUUGAGUCUCGAGAAAAGGCUAUUCGUGAUGAGGCCAAAUUGCUAGCAGUGGAGACAUAUAAGUGGAUUCGCGAUGCUAUUCGACCACCCCUUCAGAACAUCAAUUCUGUUCAGUUGAAGGAGUUGGAGGAGGAGUGGGUGAAGCUGCCAGCAACGGCUCCCAAACAGACUCGUUUCCUGCGCUCACAGCAAGAUCUGAAAGCAAAGUUUGAAAUGCAGCAGGCAGCUGGUGGAGAUGAUGUUGAUGGUGAUGAUGAUGAUGAAGGCUGUGCCCCUCAGGUAGACCCGUAUGAGCUUCUGGAAGCUGUGGAAGUUCUUUCUAAACUUCCCAAGGAUUUCUAUGAGAAAAUUGAGGCGAAGAAAUGGCAAGAGCGGAAAGAAGCUUUGGAAGCUGUGGAAGCCUUGGCAAAAAAUCCUAAAUUAGAAAAUGGGGAUUAUGGGGACCUGGUCAGAGCACUUAAAAAGGUUAUUGGCAAGGAUGCUAAUGUGAUGCUGGUGACAUUAGCGGCUAAAUGCCUGGCGGGACUGGCUGCUGGUCUUAGAAAGAAGUUUGGGACAUAUGCAGGCCAUGUGGUGCCAACUAUUUUGGAAAAGUUUAAAGAGAAAAAGCCACAAGUGGUUCAGGCCUUACAAGAGGCUAUCGAUGCAGUCUUCCUAACGACAACUCUUCAGAAUCUCAGUGAAGAUAUACUGGCUGUGAUGGACAACAAGAAUCCCUCCAUUAAACAGCAGGCUUCGCUGUUCUUGGCAAGAAGCUUUUGCCAUUGCACCCCCUCCUCAUUGCCAAAAAGUCUCCUUAAACCAUUUUGUGCAGCGUUUCUGAAGCAAGUGAAUGACUCUGCGCCAGAAGUGAGAGAUGCUGCAUUUGAAGCUCUGGGCACAGCAAUGAAGGUACUGGGAGAGAAGGCAGUUAAUCCAUUCCUGACUGAUCUGGAUAAACUAAAGCUUGACAAGAUAAAAGAAUGUGCUGACAAAAUUGAGCUGGCAGGUGGAAAGAAAGGAGGUGGUGCAGAGAAAGAGAAACCAGCUCCAAAGGCACAGCCCCCACCAGAAGCUCCGGCAAAGCCUUCCGCACCUCCAAAGAAGGCCUCUGUAGCUAAGCCCGCUGGACCACCCAAGAAGGGGAAACCUGUAGCAGCCGUGAAUGGUAAAGGGAAGAAGGCUGUAGAAAGUAAGGACAUGGUAGAGGCGGAACUCUCUGCCGAGGUAUGUGAGGAGAUGUCUGCAGCUGUACUCCCGGCUUCUUGCAUGCAGCUGUUAGACAGUGCUAACUGGAAGGAACGGCUGGCCAGCAUGGAGGAAUUCCAAAAGGCUGUGGAACAGAUGGACAAAAACGAGAUGCCUUGCCAGGCUCUUGUCCGCAUGCUGGCUAAGAAACCAGGCUGGAAGGAGACCAACUUUCAGGUGAUGCAGAUGAAGCUUCACAUUGUGGGCCUUAUCGCACAGAAGGGCACAUUUUCAAAGACUUCUGCCUUCACAGUCUUGGAUGGACUAGUAGAUAAGGUGGGCGAUAUCAAGUGUGGGGGGAAAGCCAAGGAAGCCCUGACUGCCAUUGGGGAGGCCUGCUCUCUUCCCUGGACUGCUGAACAGGUUGUGUCAAUGGCCUUUGCGCAAAAGAAUCCUAAAAACCAAGCAGAAGCACUAAAUUGGCUUGCAAAUGCUAUGAAAGAAUUUGGAUUUGCUGGAAUUAAUGUGAAAGCAUUUAUUAGUAAUGUCAAGACUGCUUUGGCUGCCACCAAUCCUGCUGUGAGAACAGCUGCAAUUGCCCUGCUUGGAGUCAUGUACUUGUACAUGGGCGCCCCUCUGCGUAUGUUCUUUGAGGAUGAAAAGCCAGCUUUGUUAGCCCAAAUUGAUGCCGAAUUUGAGAAGAUGCAGGGACAGUCACCGCCAGCCCCCUUCAGGGGCAACUCAAAGAAGGGAAUCGAGGAUGACAGAGAGGAAGCUGAGGAGCAGGAUGACGAAGGAGGCCAGGAUGUCAUGGACCUCCUUCCCCGGACUGAUAUCAGUGACAAGAUAACAUCUGAAAUGGUUUCAAAAAUUGGAGACAAAAACUGGAAAACCCGAAAGGAAGGGCUGGAAGAACUGGCUGCAGUCAUUUCUGAGGCCAAAUUCAUUCAACCAAAUGUGGGCGAACUUCCUAUGGCGCUGAAGGGCCGUCUGAAUGACUCCAAUAAGAUUUUGGUCCUGCAGACACUAACCAUCCUACAGCAGAUUGCUACGGCGAUGGGCCCGGCCUUAAAGCAGCACGUGAAGAACCUGGGGAUUCCUGUCAUCACAGUGCUCGGGGAUAGCAAGAGCAAUGUGCGUGCUGCUGCCUUGACCACACUGAAUGCUUGGGUGGAGCAGACUGGCAUGAAGGAGUGGCUGGAAGGGGAAGACCUCUCUGAGGAACUCAAGAAAGAGAACCCCUUCCUCCGACAAGAGGUCCUGGCUUGGCUGGCUGAGAAGCUUCCAACCCUGCGCUCCGUGUCUUCAGACCUGAUGAUCUGUGUGCCCAACUUGUAUGCAUGCCUGGAAGAUCGCAAUGGGGAUGUCCGCAAGAAGGCACAGGACGCCCUGCCCACCUUCAUGAUGCACUUGGGCUAUGAGAAGAUGCUCAAAGCAACUGGGAAACUCAAGCCAGCCUCCAAGGAUCAGGUAGUCAGCAUGCUGGAAAAGGCCCGUGCUGUCAUGCCGGCCAAACCAGCUGCCCCUGCCAAAGCUGCGUCUUCGAAGACUCCUGCCUGCCCUCCUGCUGCAAAGCCACUCUCAGCUCCAUCUAAGUCUCAGUCUGUCAGUGAAGAUUCUGGGGUAUUUGAACCCAAAUCUGACACCAAGAAGACCAAGCCUGGUGGAACUGCUGCUAAAGGAAAGAACACUUCCCAGGAGUUGAAUGGGAGCGUGGAUAAAGACGAUAGUUUCAGUAAACCAAACAGACUUUCAAAGGGGAAAUCAAGCAAACAGGUUCUGGGUGGGAAAAAAGCCCCAGCCAAGACCAGUGCUAAAGAUGAAGAUGACAAAUCUGGCCCUAUCUUCAGCAUCAUACCUAAUGGAAAGGAGCAGAGGAUAAAGGAGGAAAAGGGGCUGAAGGUCCUGAAAUGGAACUUUAUGACACCCCGGGAUGAAUAUGUGGAGCAGCUAAAGAAUCAGAUGUCUACUUGUGUGGCAAAGUGGCUACAGGACGAACUCUUCCACUUUGACUUCCAGCGCCAUGUCAAAGCCAUUGGCGCCAUGAUCGAGCAUUUGGAGGAAGAGCGGGAUGCUACCAUCGGCUGCCUGGACCUCAUCCUGAAGUGGUUCACUCUGCGUUUCUUUGACACCAACACCAGUGUGCUGAUGAAGGCCUUGGAGUACCUGAAACUGCUGUUUUCUAUGCUUAGCCGGGAGAAUUACCAUCUCAAUGAGUUUGAGGCGUCCUCUUUUAUCCCCUACCUUAUCGUUAAAGUCGGCGAAUCAAAAGACGUUGUCCGCAAAGACGUACGUGCCAUUCUCACGAUGUUGUGCAAGGUUUACCCUGCCAGUAAAGUCUUUACAUUCCUCAUGGAUGGGACUAAGUCGAAGAACUCAAAACAGAGAGCAGAAUGUUUAGAAGAACUCGGCUGCCUGAUCGAAUCUUAUGGAAUGAAUGUUUGCCAGCCUACACCUGCAAAAUCCCUCAAAGAAAUAGCAGUUCAUAUUGGGGACAGGGACACGUCGGUGCGCAAUGCAGCUCUCAACACCGUUGUAACGGUAUACAAUGUCUGUGGGGACCAGGUCUUCAAACUAAUUGGCAAUCUUUCAGAGAAGGACAUGAGCAUGUUGGAGGAGAGGAUCAAGCGCUCUGCCAAGAAGACUCCAGCUGCUCCUGCUCGCCAACCGGAAGAGAGGGUCCAGAGGGCACCGCCAGGGAAUCCUAAUGCCAGCAUGACGCGAAAGCCAGCCCCAGAUGAAGCACCCAACAAACUGAAAAUUAUGUAUCGCACUUACAGGAUUCAGGCACGUGCCCAGAACGCUCUCGCUGAACAGUCCUCCCCUGCCAUCACAAAAGAGUUCCAGCUGGACCUGGACAUGAUUGAGAAUGACCACACCAGAGUGAGCGAGCUGCCUGACCUAGUGCAGCAUAAGUUGGAUGAGCUGCUUGAGCCUGUCAUGAUCCCAGAGCCCAAGAUUCGUGCGGUGUCUCCUCACUUUGAUGACCUGCGUAAUAGCACUGCUUCUACCAUCAACUUUGUCAUCUCACAAGUGGCUAGUGGGGACAUAAAUACUAGCAUCCAGGCUCUUGCACAGAUUGAUGAAGUGCUGCGGCAAAAAGACAAAGCAGAGGCCAUGUCAGGCCACAUUGAUCAGUUCCUGAUUGCAACCUUUAUGCAGCUACGACUCAUCUACAAUACACACAUGGCUGAUGACCGGCUAGACAAGAAGGAAAUCUUCAAGCUGUACAGCUGCAUAAUAGGCAACAUGCUCUCACUGUUCUCUAUGGAGAGCUUGGCACGAGAGGCCUCUAUGGGCGUGCUGAAGGAUCUGAUGCAUGGACUUAUCACACUGAUGCUGGAUGCCCGGGUAGAGGACAUUGAGGAUGGCCAGCAACUCAUCCGCUCUGUGAACCUGCUAGUAGUCCGGGUUCUCGAGAAGUCUGACCAGACUAAUAUUUUGAGUGCUCUCCUUGUGCUGUUGCAAGACAGUCUUAUUUCUGCAGCCGGCUCUCCAAAGUUCUCUGAACUGGUCAUGAAGUGUUUGUGGAGAAUGAUACGGUUCCUCCCAGAGACCAUUGGCAGCAUCAACUUGGAUCGGAUCCUGCUGGAUGUCCAUAACUUCAUGAAGGUGUUCCCCAAGGAAAAGCUUAAGCAGUUAAAGAGCGACGUACCUCACAGGACCCUCAAAACAUUGCUGCACACGCUCUGUCGGCUUACUGGUGCCAAGAUCCUGGAUCAUUUGUCCAUGAUUGAGAAUAAGAAUGAGUCUGAGCUGGAGUCGCACCUGAGGCGAGUGGUGAAGCACUCAAGCAGCCUCUCUGGCUUCAAGUCCGAUAGAGGAACUGAGAAAGGAACCAUCCGGCCGGAUGAGAAGAUGUCUAAAGCGAAAGUGAGUGAUAUCCUGUCUGAGAUCUUCAAAAAGAUUGGGUCCAAGGAAAACACCAAGGAGGGGCUCACUGAACUUUAUGAGUACAAGCAGAGGUACUCUGAUGCAGACCUUGAACCUUUCCUCCGGAACACGUCCCAGUUUUUCCAGAGCUAUGUGGAGCGAGGCCUGCGUAUAAUUGAAUCUGAGCGCGAGGGCAAGUCCAGAAGCCAGACUUCAAACCCUGUUAUUCCCCCACGUGGCACGGAUAACGUGUCGGAUUCCAGCUCCGUGUCCCUCAAUAGCAAUGGGGAGGAGCUAAAGCCUGCUGUGUACUACGAGAGGUUGAAAAUAUUAAGGCAACGCCAUGGACUGGAGAACAACACAAAGCAACAGCAGCAGGAGGAGGACGACAGGCCCCCGCUAACAUCCUUGCUGUCCAAGCCAUCGGUGGCUUCCUCCACAGACAUGCUGCAUAGCAAGCUGUCCCACCUUAAGGAGUCACGCGAGCAGUACCACCAGGAGCAGUCGCACUCGCACAGCCCCUCACGCUCCUCCACCCCUGCCACCAAUCUCGACGACCUCAAGAAGAGGCUGGAGAGGAUAAAGAGCAACCGCCAGUAGACCUGCUUAGUCGCUAUUUAUCCCAUCCCUUCCACCCAUGUAUAAAACUUCAUUGUAUAAUAUGUGGAUUAUUUGUUAAGUAUCGUGGCACAAUUAUUUGUAUAUAUUCUAGGCCUCUUAACCACUAAAACAUUUGUCAUUCUAGGAUUUUAGUGUACAGUUCUCUGUGCAGAAUUCUGUAUGUAUACUGUAACAUGUCCACUUUCGGUUUUAGUACUAGUCAUAUAAUGUCUUUCUUUGAUCAUUUAGUACUCUUCUGUACUGUUUGUUCGCUUUCCUUUUAUGACGUUCUUAUUAACUUGAAAGCAAUGAUUCUGUUCCAGAAUCAUCGUGCAUGGCAUGAAGUAAAUGUUUUGUAAAUAAAGUUUGCAUUACUAAAAGCAACUUA